Molecule: messenger RNA, 3589 nt
Organism: Protopterus annectens (West African lungfish)
Lineage: Eukaryota; Metazoa; Chordata; Ceratodontiformes; Protopteridae
Gene: SLC22A5
Product: solute carrier family 22 member 5
Exons: 10
Coding region: 500-2188 (562 amino acids)
Biological process (GO): transmembrane transport
Cellular component (GO): membrane
Molecular function (GO): transmembrane transporter activity
Source: RefSeq, a predicted model, not a curated record
GUCAGCAUUGUAACGCAGCUGAGCAUCACGUAGACAGAAGUACCAGCACAGUCCAGCUGCCCUUCCGUGUACAUUAUAAGGUCAGCAUGCAGCUGCAGGGCAACUGUCUUAAUACUAAGAAUGGAUCAGCUCAGUAAUUAAACCAGGGUUAUAAAAAUUUGUAAUUUACAACGUCUGAAAGCUUUAAAUGGACGGAAAAUGCAAUUUAGCCAAUGUAAUGUCAACGUAUUACUAUCUAGAAAGGAAGUGCUACUGAUCGACAUUUCUUCCCUUGGCAGCCUUGCUCGAAAACGAGGAAAUGUGGUUACUAGGGCAUCGCGUGCCUGCUGAAGUGAAAGGGGGAGUGGAUAUCUGAACACGUGCCUUUUUGGGUUAGGACAGACACGCGCCGGUAAAUGAGAGUAAAUAAAUGACAGUGACUGCAUAAGCUGCUGCUGUGCCUUGUACCUCUCAACGCAGUUGCUAGGGUCGUAGCUUGUACAUUUAGUAACCAGCCAGAAUGCGUGAGUACGAUGACAUCGUUGUGUUUCUUGGCAGCUGGGGACCUUUUCAGAUGGCAAUUUUCUUUUUGUUGAGUGCCAGUAUCAUUCCCAAUGGGUUUAAUGGGCUGGCUGUGGUAUUUUUGGCUGAUACCCCAGACCACCGUUGCCUGAUCCCAGAAAACGCCAACCUGAGCGAGGAGUGGAGGAAUGUAAGUAUCCCGGUGGAAGAAACGGGGAAUGGCAUUGUAUAUUUCAGUAAGUGCAGGAGAUACAAAUUAACUGCCCUGGAAAAUCUCUCUGCAUGGGCUCUGCGCCCUGGCGUGGAUGUAAAUGUCACUCAGCUGGAACAAGAGCAAUGCUUAGACGGAUGGGAGUACAGCACUGAGCAGUACAUUUCUACUAUUGUAACUCAGUGGGAUUUGGUUUGUGAGCAUAAAUGGAAAACUCCACUCACUUCAUCCAUUUAUUUCUUUGGCGUUUUGACAGGAUCUGUUAUUUCUGGACAAUUGUCAGACAGGUUUGGCAGAAAGAUUGUUCUUUUUGGCACCAUGGCUGUACAGACAGGUUUCAGCUUGAUUCAGAUCUUCUCUCCAACAUGGGAAAUAUUCUGUUUGCUGUUUUUCUUGGUUGGCCUAGGACAGAUUUCCAAUUAUGUUGCUGCAUUUGUGCUUGGAUCAGAAAUUCUUGGGGAUUCUGUCCGCAUUAAAUACUCUACACUUGGAGUUUGCUUAUUUUAUGCUUUUGGUUAUAUAGCAUUACCUGCUUUUGCAUACUUCAUCAGAGACUGGAAGAUGCUUCUUUUGGCAAUUGCUUUGCCUGGGUUGCUGUAUGUUCCUCUAUGGUGGUUUGUUCCUGAAUCUCCACGAUGGUUGCUUUCUCAAGGAAGAGUACAAGAGGCAGAAACCAUUAUUCGAAAAGCAGCGAAACAAAAUGGGAUCACACCACCGGACGUAAUUUUUGAACAAGAAGAGCUAGAAGACAUAAAGGACAAAACGGAACAAACGCAUAACAUUCUGGAUCUGGUGAAAACCCGUAAUAUCAGAUGUAUCACUAUUAUGUCACUUCUUGUAUGGAUGAUAAUAACCAUUGGCUACUUUGGAUUGUCACUCAAUACUCCAAACCUGCAUGGUGACGCCUAUUUAAACUGCUUCCUGUCAGCAGUUGUUGAGGUCCCAGCAUAUAUUGCAUCUUGGUUACUUCUGCAGUACUGUCCCCGAAGAUUCAGUCUGUCUGGAAUAUUGUUUCUUGCAGGGGUGGUUCUCUUAGUUAUUCAGCUUUUGCCUCCAGAUCUGAACAUCCUUUCCAUUUGUAUGGUGAUGAUUGGAAAAUUUGGAGUCACAGCUGCUUUCUCUAUGGUUUAUGUCUACUCUUCUGAACUCUACCCAACAGUAGUGAGAAAUAUGGGUGUCGGAGUGUGUUCCAUGGCAUCUAGGCUUGGCAGUAUCAUUUCACCUUACUUUGUUUUCUUAGGCCAGUAUGAUGAGUAUUUACCGUACAUCCUAAUGGGAAGCCUCACUGUACUGUCAGGCAUUUUGACUAUUUUUCUUCCUGAAAGUUUUGGCAUUCCACUUCCAGAUACAAUUGACCAAAUGCAAAUGGUAAAAGGGGUGAAAUAUAAGCCUAGUAACACUGGCAAGCAGAAACAUAAAGGAAGACAGGAAGAUGAAGACGAGGAUGAAAUGGUCCUCAAGAAAACUGCUUUUUAACAUUUAACUCUAUAUGGACUUGGAAGAGCCAUUCAAGGGGAAUUACUGCUCAGGCAUUAAUGUAGUGUUUUGCUUUAGGUGAUCCAAAGACUGAAUUGUACAAAAAAUGAUGCAAAUGCUGCAUUUGAAGACUGUUCUGGUUAUUAGAUGCCGUUUAUUGUUGUAUCUUACCAAAGUGCAUUUACAAAACAAAACUGUAUGCCUUUUAGUCUUAUAUCUUUAAACACAUUGUACACUAUUUCAAUAUUGAAUUAUAACAGACAAAAUAUUCAUGAAUGUACCAAGUUUGCCCUCUGUUCUGCUGUUAGAUUUUAAAUCUGUAAAGAAUCACUGCCUCGCUGACAUUAUUUUUUCCACAUUUCUUCCACAAGAAUAUACCUGUCUGCUCCAGGACAGAGCUAUUACAAAUUUUGUAAGACGUGGUAUAUCCGAAUGGGAGAGGUACAUUACUGUUACUGUAGAUGCCUAGGGAAAAAAAUCUAGCACUUUAUCUCCAAUGGCACAUGGGCUAAAGCAAGCCUUAAUAUUAUUGUAAUCUGUAUUUGUGGUGCUAAACUCUUGCACUAAGCUAAUAAUAACAUUAAUCACCAUGUAUGGGAAUUUGAAAUACAGCAAAAUAGCACUAAGAGCCUGGUAAAUCCCUUUCUUACAUACUUCAGGACAGCAAUAUGAAAAUGUUCUAUGGUGCAUAUAUUGUAAUGUUUAUAAAAUGUGAUAGUGUUGUCUUGAUUAACUGUUGCAGUUUCAGUGUUAAUUUUACAUGAAUCAAUUGAGAAACACCCUAUAUAAAUUUACAUGUUAUACAAGAAAGAAAUAAUGCAUAAUUUUUAUGCAAAUUGCCAAACUGAGCUAUAAUGUGUGGUAGUAUGUUUUAUAGUUCUCUGUAUUUGUUGCUUAGUCCUUUAUGUAGUGAUAAAAAGCAGCCCACCCCCACUGUCUGCCACCAUAACCUUUAUAACAGUCUGCAUACCAAUGAGAGCAUAUAUGCCGACCUUUAGUUUGGAAAGAUAAUCUCAUUAGCACCAUGCAUGUUAUGUGUUACUGAACUGUCUUAUACUUGAAGUACUUAAUUAUGUCUGGUUUUUAUACAAGUUAAUUUAAAUUGUACCAUAUUUACUGUUCAUCUGAGAAGCACCUAGCUUGAAUAGCUUCUCUUUCAUCUCCUUCUCAAUUUCUUAUGCAGAGAGUAAUUGUUUUUGCUGAUUAUUUUGUGUGUAUAUUUUUAAUUUAAAUUUCACCGUUUUUGUACUUGUGUGUAAUUUUAUUUGUUUAGUAACAAGAAUACGUAAAAUAUUCGUCAGCGUGAUACCUUCUGUUGUUCUGGACCAUCUUUACCAAGCUGUGCUACUAAUCAGGUUUAAAUUUAAUAUACAAAAUAUUCCAUAAAAAAUGGUUACUAUU